Molecule: messenger RNA, 1443 nt
Organism: Geosmithia morbida
Lineage: Eukaryota; Fungi; Ascomycota; Sordariomycetes; Hypocreales; Bionectriaceae
Product: 26S proteasome regulatory subunit N5
Exons: 4
Coding region: 1-1443 (480 amino acids)
Cellular component (GO): nuclear proteasome complex; cytoplasm; proteasome regulatory particle, lid subcomplex
Source: RefSeq, a predicted model, not a curated record
AUGUCGGAAGGGCUCAUCAAGCCCGAGAAGGACUUCUCCAAGGAGGUCGAUAAACAGCUUCCAGAGGCGGAGAAGCUGGCCAAGACCAACGUCCAAGGUGCCAUCGAGAAGCUCGCGGCGCUCGAGAAGCAGACCCGUCAGGCAUCUGACCUUGCCUCGACAUCGCGGGUCCUCGUCGCGAUCGUGACGAUUGGCAAGGAUGCCGGCGAUUGGGGCCUGAUGAACGACCAGAUGCUGGUCUUCUCCAAGAAGCACAGCCAGCUCAAGCAGGCCAUCACUAAGAUGGUGCAGACCGUCAUCGGCUUCCUCGACGAGACGCCCGACCUCAAGACGAAGCUGUCGGUGAUCGAGACGCUACGGACCGUGACCGAGGGCAAGAUCUUUGUCGAGGUCGAGCGCGCCCGCAUAACCAGGGUCCUCUCAGACAUCAAGAAGGAGCAAGGCGACCUGGAGGCAGCCAAGGACAUCCUGUGCGAGCUCCAGGUCGAGACGUUUGGGUCGAUGACCAGGAGGGAGAAGACCGAAUUCAUCCUAGCCCAGGUCAGCCUCUGCAUCGACAACGGCGACUGGGCGCAGGCCGGCAUCCUGGGCCGCAAGAUCAGCACCCGGUACCUGUCCCGCAAGCCUAAGAAGACGCAGGAGCAGUUGGACAAGGAGCAGAAGGAGCGAGAGAAGAAGAAGGCCCGCGGCGAGGAGGUCGAGGAGGAGAAGGAGGACGACACGACCGACCUCAAGCUACGGUACUACGAGCAGCAGAUCCAGCUGGCCAAGCAGGAUAACAAGUACCUCGACGUCUGCAAGCACUACCGACAGGUGCUCGACACCGAGGCGGUGGAGGAGGAUCCCACCAAACUCCAGCCUGUUCUCCAGCGCAUCAUCUACUUUGUCAUCCUGGCCCCUCAUGACAAUGAGCAGCACGACCUCCUGCACCGUAUCCACCGCGACACGCGCAACUCCCAGAUCCCGCUCGACGCCGAACUGCUAAGGCUCUUUACGGUCCACGAGCUGAUGCGAUGGCCCGAAGUGUCCAAGAAGUUUGGCCCGCACCUGUGCAAGUCGGACGUCUUCGAGGCCGAUCCCGGCAAGGACGAAAAGGCCUACGAGCGCUGGCAGGACCUGCGCAAGCGUGUCAUCGAGCACAACGUCCGCGUCGUGGCCGAGUACUACACGCGCAUUCAGCUGACGCGCCUGACGGCGCUGCUCGACCUGACGGAGGAUGAGACGGAGAAGUACAUUAGCCAGCUGGUGACGGCCAAGACCAUCUAUGCCAAGAUUGAUCGGCCAGCCGGUGUCGUCAACUUUGCCAAGCCACGCGACGCCGACGACGUACUGAACGAGUGGAGCCACAACAUGAAGAGCCUCCUGGGCUUGUUGGAGAGGAUCGACCACCUCAUCACCAAGGAGGAGAUGAUGGCGCGCAUCCAACCGGCGAGCUCCAAAUAA